Sphaeroforma arctica JP610 is the source of this 215-nucleotide messenger RNA. RefSeq lists its product as hypothetical. Lineage: Eukaryota; Ichthyosporea; Ichthyophonida. The transcript has a single exon. The annotation marks the transcript as partial. The record is from RefSeq and is a predicted model, not a curated record.
CCACCCUUCCUCCCACCGCCCCCACCCUCCCGCCUACCACGCCCCUGCCCAAGCACCCAAUAACCACACUCUUCUACCAUUCCCAACACCGGACUAUGACCAUUACUUUUGACUCACUGAUGCCACACCAACAUACGCUGCAAACGUCACAACAGAACACGAUCCAUGCACUGCAACAUCAACACAAACACAACCAGAAUUCCUACUUGCCGUAA